AUGCCUACUUUCAAGGUCCAGGGCCAGGUGUACCACCUUAUUGGGUCACUUCAGCCACUACAACAUUGUAAACCUUCGUUCCUUCAAAUUUAUUUUAUUACAAAUUAUAAUAGGCAACUUGAUUUGCGUUUCGACGUAAUUCCACAACAUGCAAACACUAACGCUGACAAUUUCGACAGGGACGUGCUGCUCACUCUGCAAAACAUGCUUCAUGACCACAACAGCUAUAUUCGCAGUUUCAAAUACGCCUUGGAAACAGCCCCUUCACCAACAUUCACCAUUGUCAUCGAUGCUGACAAAAGGCCUUCUGGGGAGCACGCGCGGCGAUAUAACGCUCCUUCGUGCAAUGAAGUGGCCAUAGUUCUCCAUGGUGAACAGCACAAGCAGCGGGACAUAGUUCUUCAAAGCCGCGACAGUGGUCUUCAGCGUAUUAAUGAGUCGCAUCGGUCAUAUGACGCCCUGCAGUAUCCCCUUCUUUUUCCGUAUGGAGAAGACGGGUACCAUUUCGGCAUUCCUCACCACAAACCAAACGAGCCCUCGGCUGCGACAUCUAAAACUGUUUCAUGUAUGGCUUUUUACUCAUACCGCUUCAUGACAAGGCAUAAUGAUUUCAACCCCCUGCACAGAUCACGGCAACUGUUUCACCAGUUUGCAGUUGAGAUGGCUGCAAAGAUGGAGUCCGAGAGACUGGGCUUCAUCAAAUUGAAUCAGAAGCAGCUGCGCUCAGACUCCUACAUCCAUUUGCGUGAUGGCAUCAGGAAUGACACUGACGCCCGCAAUAUCGGCAAAAUGUGCAUUCUCCCCUCAACCUAUACAGGGGGCCCACGGUACAUGCACGAGCGAACACAAGACGCUAUGACUUACGUUCGGCAUUAUGGGCGACCCGAUUUAUUCAUUACCUUUACAUGUAACCCAAAGUGGGUUGAGGUAACGCGAGAACUUCUCCCAGGGCAGCAGUACUGUCAUUGCCAUGAUAUUAUUGCAAGGGUUUUCAGGCAGAAACUGGCUAAGCUCAUUCUUUUAAUAAAAAAAGGCCAGGUUUUUGGGCCUGUUAACUGCCACAUGUAUACUGUUGAGUGGCAGAAAAGAGGGUUGCCACAUGCGCACAUUUUGCUUUGGUUGGUCAACAAAAUAGACCCAACAGUUCUUGAUGAUCUCAUUGCAGCAGAAAUUCCGGACCCAACUGUUGACCGGCACCUGUACGACAUUGUGAAGGCACACAUGGUACACGGUCCGUGCGGUCCUGGUUUUCAAAAGUUCUCCUCAUGCCACAAAGACCACGUGUGCACUAAACGGUACCCAAAGAGGUUCGUGGACGAGACCCAGACCGGCCGCGACGGAUACCCACUGUACAGAAGAAGGCACCCUGACAAUGGUGGAUUCACUAUAAUGUUACGGGGUCAUCAAGUGGAUAAUAGGUGGGUACUGUCCAUUUCUGAUGAAAACUUUUAA
Messenger RNA from Octopus sinensis (East Asian common octopus), 1452 nucleotides. RefSeq lists its product as uncharacterized. The coding region runs from base 1 to 1452 and encodes 483 amino acids. The transcript has a single exon. The record is from RefSeq and is a predicted model, not a curated record. NCBI's taxonomy places the organism in Eukaryota, Metazoa, Mollusca, Cephalopoda, Octopoda, Octopodidae.